Molecule: messenger RNA, 5539 nt
Organism: Spodoptera frugiperda (fall armyworm)
Lineage: Eukaryota; Metazoa; Arthropoda; Insecta; Lepidoptera; Noctuidae
Gene: Opa1
Product: dynamin-like 120 kDa protein, mitochondrial
Exons: 21
Coding region: 291-3146 (951 amino acids)
Biological process (GO): mitochondrial fusion
Cellular component (GO): mitochondrial membrane; cytoplasm; microtubule
Molecular function (GO): GTPase activity; GTP binding; microtubule binding
Source: RefSeq, a predicted model, not a curated record
AUAAACAAAACGUAGAUCAAAAAUGAAGUCGAAAAUGUCCUUUGAAAUGUGUAAUUUGUCAAUAUUCAAAAUAUGAAGUAAUUUAUAGUUAUUUACAAGUUGAUUGUUUCAUAUGUAAUAGAUAAAACACCUUAUACACCAAAAUAUCUGAUUUGUUAUUACGUGAAUAUAUUUUUUCAUUGGACCGGUGGAGGUUAUGAAAUGAGAACAUCUUUUUAAUUUAUUAUUUUUUUCCGAAAGCCUAUUGAAGGGUUAUGAAAUAUUAAAUAAAGUUGAAGUAUUACGUAAACAUGUCGAGAAUACUACACAAUCGUAUGAGGUCAGCAUUUAAAAAAUCAACACAAUGGACUAUUGUAGACAAACGAGCGGUUGCAUUUUCAAUAUGGACAGGCCGCAGUGUACUUCUCCACAAGCCUAUAGACACGAGUCAUGUGCAACGGAGGAAAUACGGCAUGUUGGUGGCACGAGCUGUCAGGGGCAUGUUGAAGAUACGGUAUCUAGUGCUUGGAGGCGCACUGGGUGGUGGUAUGACUUUGAAUAAGAAAUAUGCAGAAUGGAAGGAUGGUCUACCGGACAUGGGCUGGCUGAACGACCUGCUUCCAGACAAUGAGCAAUGGGAUCAGUUCACCACCACACUCAUCAACGCCAAGUCUAAGAUCGGAGACAACCUUCAGAUUGGUGUCCCACUGACGCUGUCGGUGCACAUAGAUCCGCGGCUGCGGGAGGCGGGGCUUGCGCGGGCGCACGAGCUCCGUGAUUGGCUGCAGCAACGCUAUGAAGACGCCGUCGCCGCCGCCGCUGUCAAUAACUCCGCUGGUAUCGCAGAAGAACCACAGAGGAUCGUGAACAACUUACAGAGUCGGCCCGCUCCAUCUGUGAAGACUGGCGGUGGUGGCGACGAUGCUACUGCCUACGAGAAGCGAGUCCACGUGCUCCAAGAAGAAGUCCUGGCGUUACAAGCGAGGUACCAGCGCGAGCUGCAGCGACUGGAGCAGGAGAACCGGGAGCUCCGGCAGCAGAACAUGUUGCUCCGGCAGGGCAGGCAGCCGGCGCCCAGGAAGAUCAAGCGGUCCCUAAUCGACAUGUACUCGGCGGUGCUGGACGAGCUGUCUGGGUGGGAGGCGGGCGAGACGGACCGCCUGCCGCGGGUCGUGGUCGUGGGCGACCAGUCCGCCGGGAAGACCUCCGUGCUCGAGAUGAUCGCGCAGGCACGGAUAUUCCCCAGGGGGGCCGGGGAGAUGUGUACGAGGGCUCCAGUGAAGGUGACUUUGUCGGAAGGUCCGUACCACGUCGCGCAGUUCCGAGACUCGGCGCGGGAGUUCGACCUCAACAAGGAGUCCGACUUAGCUGAUUUAAGGAAAGAGGUAGAGAUGCGCAUGCGCAACAGUGUCCGCGGCGGUCGCACGGUGUCCACCGACGUCAUCUCCAUGUCCGUCAAGGGGCCCGGACUGCAUCGGAUGGUACUGGUAGACCUGCCUGGAGUCAUAUCUACGCAAACAGUGGACAUGGCGUCAGACACUCGCGACGCCAUCAAGCAGAUGACCAAGCAGUACAUGGACAACCCCAACGCUAUCAUAUUGUGCAUACAGGACGGGUCAGUGGACGCGGAGCGCAGCAACGUGACGGACCUGGUGUCGUCGUGUGACCCGUCCGGGAAGAGGACCAUCUUCGUGCUCACCAAGGUCGACCUCGCCGAGGAGAACCUCGCCAACCCUAACAGAAUCCGUCGCAUCCUGGAAGGCAAGUUGUUCCCGAUGAAGGCGCUGGGCUACUACGCCGUGGUGACGGGCCGCUCGCGCAAGGACGACUCCAUACAGAGCAUCCGCGAGUACGAGGAGCGGUUCUUCCGAUCCUCCAAGCUGUUCAAAGACGGUCUGGUGACGGCGUCGCAGGUGACGACGCGCAACCUGUCGCUGGCGGUGGCGGACUGCUUCUGGCGCAUGGUCCGCGCCUCCGUCGAGCAGCAGGCCGACGCCUUCAAGGCCAUGCGCUUCAACCUCGAGACCGAGUGGAAGAACACCUUCCCCAGACAGCGCGAGUUGGACCGCGACGAGUUGUUCGAGCGCGCCCGCGCGGAGCUGCUGGACCAGUCGGCCGAGCUGUCGGCCGUGGCGCCGCCCGCCUGGGAGGCCCGCCUCACCAGGGCACUCUGGGCCGCCGCCGCUGAGAAGGUCUUCGCUCAUAUAUAUCUACCCGCCGCCGCCAACGCUAUGGGGGAUGUUGACAAAUUCAACACAGCCGUGGACAUAAAACUACGCGAGUGGGCGGAGUCUGAGUUACCUAACGCGUCGAUAAGGGCGGGGCGAGAGGCGCUGAGGGAGGAGUUUACAGAACUCAUGAAUAGAGCACAGGACUCCGAUCCUGUAUAUGAACCCGUUAAGAAAGAGGCCGUUGAAGAGGCUCUCAGGAGGCAUCAGUGGGAGGAUAGGGCGCAGGAUGUGCUCCGCGUCCUCCAGCUGAACGCGUUGCAGGACCGCUGCGUGUCCUCCCGCGGGGACUGGGACGCCGCCGUCUCGCUCAUGGACUCCGCCGUCAAGGACAAACUCGACCUCACGCACCAGGAUCUUAAGGAACUCACUGGUCCAGGUCUAAAAGACCGCUGGUUAUACUGGCAGUCUACCACAGAAGAGCAGAGCCGCCGCAACGAAGUACGAGCAGAGCUGGAGAGGCUGGGUGUGGCACGCCCAGUCCUGGCUUACGACGAGGUCGUCGCCGUCAGGGACAACUUGAGGAGGAAGGGCAUCGAAGUCGACAACGAUUACAUAAGAGAGACUUGGAAACCUGUUUAUUUGAAGAACUUCCUACAGCGCGCACAAACGAGAGCCCGGGACUGUCGGAAGAGUUUCUACUUGUAUAGUCAACAAAAUGGAAACGGGAAGGAGUGCUGCGAGGUGGUGAUGUUCUGGCGCGUGCAGCAGACGCUGCGCACCACGGCCAACGCGCUGCGACAGCAGAUCGGGAACCGGGAGGCUGCCAGGCUCGAUAGGGAGCUCAGGGAGGUGCUCGACGAGAUGGCAGCAGAUCCUGAACUGAAAAAGAAACUUUUAUCCGGCAGAAGAGUAGAACUAGCAGAAGAAUUGAAGAGAGUGAGACAAGUGCAGGAGAGAUUAGAAGAAUUCAUAGAAGCGCUUAACAAAGAGAAAUAGUUGAUAUAUGUAUAUUGUAGUUACGUAUGUAUGUAUGUAUGUACACCUGCGCAUGCGUCGCCAAUGUACACAGUGCGCCCAAACACUAACAACACAAGGUAAUCGUAAUAAUAAGGGAUACUGUUUAAUUUUUUGCUCACUAGGUGGCUCUCCUGUAGUGUAAAGUCGGUUUUUCCAAUAGAAAAUUAGUUAGUAUUCAUAGUCAGUCAGACUGCCUCGUUGAUCGAGCGGUCGUAAAUCUGACUGCCGGGCAAGGGGUCUCGGGUUCCAUUCCCGGGUUGGGCAAAGUAUUACUGGGUUUUUUUCGGUUUCGGUGUGACAUUAGCUAAUUCCCGGUUUGGGCAAUACAAAGAUCGCCCCUUAUAUGGUGGGCACCUCUGCUUACCCCUACAUUAAUACUAGGCUUGUUGUUAUUAUUAAAAAAGUCUAUCUAUAAUGUUAACUGUUAAAAAUUAAUAAAAUAAUCUGAUGCCAACGCAAAUUGAACGUUAUUACGUUCGCAUAAAGUUCAAUUUUCGUUUUCUAUUACCUUGUGUUGUUAGUCCGACAUUGCUAUGUACCUAUUGUAUUUAUAAAACGGCUCGUAGUUAAAUAUUUUUCAAAAUAUAACGUUUUUCUUAUUAAAUAAACUAUUUACCUGGUAAAAUAAUACUGUUUUAGGGGGAAAAUAAACCUAAUAUUUAAGUCUUGUCGACCUGGACCGGAGCUGCUGACGUAACAGAUUACCGGGGCUCCGGCUCCAAGCAGAAGGAACGGGGUGGUUUUUAGUCAGUAAGAGUCCGACACUCCUUGCCGCCUUACCCAAGGCGGGAGAAGGCAUUGGACGAUCCCCUCCCCCCUAAAAAAAGGUCAGGUAUGGCAAAUAAACUCAAGUCCUAUGGUAAUGAAGUUAGUUAACACAACUGGUGGAAAGUUUAAUGCAUUUAAGUGCAUCUCUGCCUACCCAUUUCGUUAGUUAUUAGGUGUGAUGUUGUGUUAAAGAUUAUUCCUACGCAAUAACUGAAAAGUCUAUCAAGACUUUGUUAGGAAAGAUAAAUUGAUCGAAUAUUUUGAGGUAUUUAAAAAAUGCUUUUAAAGUUGAAAACAAAUUAUGUUUAGUUUUGUUUUUCUUUGAUACAAUUAAUACUCAGGAAAAUAAGUACUUUUUAAAAUUUUCCAGGCUGUGCAUUUUUCAGUCAUUUAGUGUUAUAUUUUAUUUGUUACUUAAUAUGUUAUGAUUGUACUAAAAAUUAACAAGAAUAUUUUACAAAAAAUGUGUGUUUACCAGUCGAACUGUACAGUUAAAUCGUAGGUCCAUAGAACCUACAUGCGUUCAAAAAUAAUGACUUUUAUUUUUUUGGGACACCCUAGCCUACAUAUCUUAUGAUUUAACUGUACAGUUGAACCGCAUAGUGUAUGUAGCGAGCAUUACUUUAAUAAGCUUUCCCUAUAAAGCAUUAACUGCCGAAAUAAAACUGUUGAAGGCAAAUCCUCCGCUAAGCGUCAGUCAAACGCGAUAGACGUGGCGGUUAACAUGUUAUAAACCAUCCUUUUUUGACUUACCGCCAAUUUCAAUAACCUAUUUAUCUGUAGAUUUGUUUCCUAGAUAUACAUUUUGACAUAAACUCCAUACAAAAUGUGUCAAAAUUGUAUCUCUAUUUAUUUUUUCACUAUUUUAUUACUUGUUUUACUUUAUUAUGAACUAAACUGAUUUUUCCAAACAUUUCUGAACUAAACGUAACUAUGAUCUUGAAUUAUUAUUGUGUGAAAACUAGUAUGUCAACUAUCGUGAUACAUACUAAAUUAACUAAAAAUCACGGUUUACUCACGUAAAUUAAUGGAGAAAAGCUCUACUAAUUUCGAGACACAAAGGGACUUUUCAUCAUGAACAGCGUACGCAGACGCGGCGACGUCGCGCAGCCUACUCGAAACUAGUAGAGCUUUUCUCUAUUAAUUUACGUGAGAAAACCGUGAUUUUUAGUUAAUAAAGUAUGUCUUUCUGUCUAAAACUAUAAGGUUCUUUGGAAAAUGUCCACGGAGCAUGUUAACUUAAAAAGGUACGUGAAAAAUAAGAAAAUAACUCAGAAUAAAAUAUGUCUGGCUAGUAAUGAAACAACUACAUUUCAACUGAGUUGUAUAAUAUGUUUACUCGGUUGGAUAUUUAAUCAAUAGUUAGUAAUUAUCGUUUAGUUUGUAAUAUCAUUUAAAAAGGAGUAUCUAUCAGUCAUUAUUUAAAGUAAUUGUUUCAUUACUAGUGUGGAAUAGUCAUAAUGUAUCUUUAAUAAAAUAAAACUUGGUAAUGUCUGUCUCCGGCGCUUGUCUACAUUGGCGAUGUAUGAGCUACGUUGUAUUAUUUUGUUAUUAAUUUAACUGCUUGAUAUAAGUUGUCUUUUAAUAAAACAUUAAGAAAAUUG